Molecule: messenger RNA, 1572 nt
Organism: Acanthosepion pharaonis
Lineage: Eukaryota; Metazoa; Mollusca; Cephalopoda; Sepiida; Sepiidae
Source: the annotation of a GenBank genome assembly
AUGAACGAGGAAAUUGGACCAGAAAGGAAGCAGUCAGAAGAUACCAUUUCUCUUUUGUUGCCUGUCCUCCAUUUCUCUUUUGUUGCCUGUCCUCCAUUUCUCUUUUGUUGCCUGUCCUCCAUUUCUCUUUUGUUGCCUGUCCUCCAUUUCAAACUGUUGCCUGUCCUCCAUUUCCAUUUCUCUUUUUUGUUGCCUGUCCUCCAUUUCUCUUUUUGUUGCCUGUCCUCCAUUUCUCUUUUGUUGCCUGUCCUCCAUUUCUCUUUUGUUGCCUGUCCUCCAUUUCAAACUGUUGCCUGUCCUCCAUUUCAAACUGUUGCCUGUCCUCCAUUUCAAACUGUUGCCUGUCCUCCAUUUCAAACUGUUGCCUGUCCUCCAUUUCAAACUGUUGCCUGUCCUCCUCCAUUCCUCCAUUUCAAACUGUUGCCUGUCCUCCAUUUCAAACUGUUGCCUGUCCUCCAUUUCAAACUGUUGCCUGUCCUCCAUUUCAAACUGUUGCCUGUCCUCCAUUUCAAACUGUUGCCUGUCCUCCAUUUCAAACUGUUGCCUGUCCUCCAUUUCAAACUGUUGCCUGUCCUCCAUUUCAAACUGUUGCCUGUCCUCCAUUUCAAACUGUUGCCUGUCCUCCAUUUCAAACUGUUGCCUGUCCUCCAUUUCAAACUGUUGCCUGUCCUCCAUUUCAAACUGUUGCCUGUCCUCCAUUUCAAACUAGGAUUGCCAUCAAAAUCACUCUCCGUCCAUCUCUCUCCCUCCAUCCCUCUCUCUGUCUCUCUCUCUCUCUCUCUCUGUCCGCAUACUGAAGCCCUUGGUUACUUGUUUUUUUUUCUUCCUCCUCCUCUCGUCAUCGCUUUUGACCUCCUCCUCACGUCAUCGCUUUUGUCCUCCUCCUCUCGUCAUCGCUUUUGUCCUCCUCCUCUCGUCCAUCGCUUUUGUCCUCCUCCUCUCGUCAUCGCUUUUGUCCUCCUCCUCUCGUCAUCUUUUGUCCUCCUCCUCUCGUCCUCGCUUUUGUCCUCCCUCCUCGUCAUCGCUUUUGUCCUCCUCCUCUCGUCAUCGCUUUUUGUCCUCCUCCUCUCGUCAUCGCUUUUGUCCUCCUCCUCUCGUCAUCGCUUUUGUCCUCCUCCUCUCGUCAUCGCUUUUGUCCUCCUCCUCUCGUCAUCGCUUUUGUCCUCCUCCUCUCGUCAUCGCUUUUGUCCUCCUCCUUUUAUCGCUUUCCUCCUUCUCUUUUUAUCGCUUUCCUCCUCCUCUCUUUAUCGCUUUCCUCCUUCUCUCUUUAUCGCUUUCCUCCUCCUCUUUUUAUCGCUUUCCUCCUUCUCUUUUUAUCGCUUUCCUCCUCCUCUCGUCAUCGCUUUCGUCCUCCUCUCGUCAUCGCUUUUGUCCUCCUUCUCUUUUUAUCGCUUUUGUCCUCCUUCUCUUUUUAUCGCUUUUGUCCUCCUUCUCUUUUUAUCGCUUUUGUCCUCCUUCUCUUUUUAUCGCUUUUGUCCUCCUUCUUUUUUUAUCCUUUUGUCCUCCUUCUCUUUUUUAUCGCUUUUGUCCUCCUUCUCUUUUUAUCGCUUCUGUUUUCUUGUAUAUAAUUGA